Molecule: messenger RNA, 639 nt
Organism: Thelazia callipaeda (thelaziosis nematode)
Lineage: Eukaryota; Metazoa; Nematoda; Chromadorea; Rhabditida; Thelaziidae
Source: the annotation of a GenBank genome assembly
UAUAAAUUCGACACGGCAUCCACGUGGCGUAAACGUCGCGGUGGUGGCGUAGCAGCCACAUCUACUCCAGCCACUGUGCAGCCAGCAUCGGUUCCUUCUACGUCUUAUCAACAACAGUUACUAACUCGAUCAGUGGAAAAAAUGUUCGAAGAUGCUGAACUUAGUGGCGUAUUAUUGUUAACGGGUCGAAAAUUGAAAGAAUUCCCGGCUCACCUUGCCCAAAAAUAUGAAAUAUCUGAUAUUGUUUCUGUUGAUCUCAGUGAAAAUCGUUUUGUGAAUUUUCCAAUGUGCAUCUGUGAAAUGCGUUCACUGGAAACGCUGAGGAUACGUAAUACGGGUUUACGCUCAAUUCCCUCGGCUGUACAGUUACUUCAGUCGCUUACUUAUCUUGAUCUAAGUGGUAAUCAACUGAUGAACAUCCCAGCAGCUUUAUUUACGGUGCCUCUAGAAAUUUUGCUGUUAACGGGUAAUCGUCUGGAAUCUAUUCCUCGAGAAAUUCGACAACUUUCCAAUUCAAUACGAGAAUUGGAUAUAAGCUAUAAUAAAUUGACCAGUUUGCCAGCUGAUAUUGGCUUGCUAAAAUCACUUCGAGUGCUCAAUGUUCGAGAUAAUCAACUAACUCAGUUACCUUCAGGUUGA